AUGGCCGUGGCCGCCGGCACACUCACAGUUUCGCGCAAGAGCCACAAGGACAUCAGGGCCAUCGGAGAUUCAGCAAACCUCUGCAGCUGGGCAAUGACUAGCAGAGCAGAGCCCAUCAGCUGUGGUAUUCUAUGCCAGUUACUUCUCCACAAAUUCUCCCACACCUCACUUGCUGAGCAAGGUGUCGAGCGAAUUACCCAGUUCAACACCAUGCUUGUUUUGCUCAUACUUGCCAUGCUAGGGAUGGCUGAAGCACGAGCAUCUGCAGUUGUGAGAAGCUUUGAUGGGAGCACCACCCAGUCUCUGAACCGCCUGAUCCGUCGGUUGGACGCCGGCAUGGGUUCUUCAAAUUUGACUCUCAGCUGUGCCAAUAGAUGCGGUCACUUGACCUUCAGCUACCCAUUCGGCAUAGGAGCUGGUUGCUUUAGGAAUCCUGAAUUCAGUCUCAUUUGCAACCACACCACCAAUCCCCCUAAACUCUUCUUGCACGAUGGUAGUAGUACAAGUACAACCCAGGUUGUGGGCGAUAUUUACCCCAGUGGCAUGUCAGUCAACUUCUGGGGCAAGCACUUGCAGUUCAGCUCUUUUUUUGUCAACUUCUCCAAAACCAUCCCCAUGAAAUCUGGUCUCGAUGCCUACAACAUGUCAUGGACUCCAGGGAAAACUUUUAGCCUUCUCAGUACAAUGUCCCUUUCUGUCAUUGCUUGCGACUUGGAUGUGUACUUGGUGCAUAAAGACCUUGGUAACCGUGAGUUGAUUUGCAAGGUAUCCUGCCCCAGCAUAGAAAUUGCGGAGCAAGUUUAUAGGCAGGACCGACAUGGCCCUGGGUCGUGUUCUUUUACAUAUUCUGCAUUAACAGUCCGCACCCUCGAGUUUCAAUUUGUUCCCCACAAGACAAGUAAGAUAAAAACACAAUCUAGACUCAACAUCUUGUGGGAUACAAUCGACAUAACUAUUAAUAUCUUAAUCAUAUGGAGUAUCCUCGACCAAACGAGCUGCUCCAGGAGCAUGGAGGAUAGCAACUAUGCAUGUGUCAGCCACCACAGCGAAUGCACGGUUCCUCUUGCCGAUAAAGGUUAUAUCUGCCGGUGCAUCAGUGGUUAUGAAGGCAAUCCAUAUAUCUCCGGUGGCUGCUCAGCUGUCCAUGAGUAUAAUUCAAGACCACUUAAGGCGAAUUGUUCUCGACGGUGUGGAAAUAUAAGUGUCCCAUUUCCUUUUGGCAUAGAAGAAGGUUGUUCUGCGAGGAAAACUUUUAAGCUCAACUGCUCAGACACUACACCGCCCGUUCUCUGGCAUAAUAAUGGCUUCGUUGAAGUGACAUACAUAAAUGUCAAUGAGGGGCUCCUGGGAAUCAAAUAUGAGUCGAGUGUUGGAGACGAGUCAUUUAACAUUAUGCUACAAUCUUCAGAAGCUGAUGAACCGAACCUGUAUGUCAAUCCUCUGGAAUCAGCCUCUGUGCAGUGGGCUGUCGCUAAUCUUACAUGCCAAGAGGCGGAAAAAAACACCUCUGGAUAUGCGUGCGUUAGUGUCCAUAGCUUUUGCCUGGGUGUCAUCAGCUCCAUGGAAGGUUAUGUUGGAUACAGGUGUGCAUGCUUGCGCGGUUUUGAAGGAAAUCCAUACAUCCCAGAUGGUUGUGAAGAUAUUGAUGAGUGCAAACGGACACCAGGACUUUGCAAAGGGAAUUGCCAGAACACUAUCGGAAACUACACCUGCACCAAGUGCCCUGAUCAUACAGAGUAUGAUAUAACAAAAAUGCAGUGCACUCCAGUAAGAAAGCAAAAUUUCUACUUAGGUAUUGUGAUUGGGUUAAGCAGUGGCCUUGGCAUGCUACUUUUCGGUUUAACUACGAUAUUUCUCGUUCAAAGAUGGAAAAGAGACGUCCAGAAGAAACUAAGAAGGAAGUAUUUCCGAAGGAACAAUGGCCUUCUCUUGGAACAAUUGAUAUCAGGGGAUGAAAAUGCGAGCGAGAGGAAAAAGAUUUUCUCCUUUGAAGAGCUUAAAAGGGCAACAAAUAACUUUGAUCCUGCACGUAUCCUUGGACGUGGAGGGCAUGGCACAGUCUACAAAGGGAUCUUAUCAAACCAGCAUGUGGUAGCCAUAAAAAAAUCCCAGAUUAUCAGGGAAGGUGAGAUCAGCGAUUUUAUCAAUGAGGUUGCAAUUCUCUCUCAGAUAAAUCACCGGAAUAUCGUGAAACUUUUCGGGUGCUGUCUUGAAACUGAGGUCCCCUUACUAGUGUACGACUUCAUUCCCAAUGGUUCAUUGUUUGAAAGUCUUCAUCAUGAUUCUAGCAACAUGGUUUCUUUGACAUGGAAUGACUGCCUACGGAUCGCAUCAGAAGCUGCGGGUGCUCUAUGUUAUCUCCACUCUGCAGCCUCAAUAUCAAUCUUUCAUCGUGAUGUGAAGUCCUCUAAUAUACUCCUAGACACAAACAAUGCAGCAAAGGUUUCGGAUUUCGGUGCUUCAAGAAUUGUCCCCAUUGAUCAAACUCAUGUUGCUACAAAUGUUCAGGGCACAUUCGGUUAUUUUGAUCCAGAAUACUACCAGACUGGGCAGCUAAAUGAGAAGAGUGAUGUUUACAGUUUUGGUGUGGUACUCCUAGAACUUCUUAUCAGGAAAAAACCUGUUUUUACAGCUGAGUCGGGAAUGGACGAGAGCUUGUGUAACUACUUCCUCUUGGAGAUCAGGUCGAGGCAACCCAAAGAAAUAGUGGCGGCACAAGUUCUUGAAGAAGCGAGCGAGGAGGAGAUCAACGGGGUUGCUUCUCUUGCGGAAAAGUGCUUGAGGCUAAAAGGUGAGGAAAGGCCUACAAUGAAGGAAGUCGAGACAACAUUGCAGCAACUACGAAUGAAUCGUACAAAUUCAUCUCAAGUUUAUCCAGCCGUUGAGUAUGAGAUGCAAGGCCACCAGUCCAUGGCCAUGAACCUAGCCGGGAGAACUUACAAUGUAACAUCUCAGCGCAGCCAAAACGCAUGCUAUAGCUUGGAGCAGGAGUUCCUCGCAUCCGCUAGCCUGCCCCGCUAGAUAUGCUUGUCAGCUCUCUAGUGUUUUUGCCAUGGUUGUUCUUUCUAAGCUGAGGCAAAAAUUGUAUUUUGCAGCACCGUCUUAGAUCACCUGAUCUUGUAAGGCCCUACAUGCAAUCCUCUUCUUCACAAAAUGUAUUAUGCAGUACCAUCUUUUUCUGUUUGAGCAUACAGUUC
Molecule: messenger RNA, 3197 nt
Organism: Triticum urartu
Lineage: Eukaryota; Viridiplantae; Streptophyta; Magnoliopsida; Poales; Poaceae
Product: wall-associated receptor kinase 5-like
Biological process (GO): protein phosphorylation; cell surface receptor signaling pathway
Cellular component (GO): plasma membrane
Molecular function (GO): polysaccharide binding; calcium ion binding; ATP binding
Source: RefSeq, a predicted model, not a curated record